Molecule: messenger RNA, 826 nt
Organism: Trematomus bernacchii (emerald rockcod)
Lineage: Eukaryota; Metazoa; Chordata; Actinopteri; Perciformes; Nototheniidae
Exons: 2
Coding region: 179-826 (215 amino acids)
Source: RefSeq, a predicted model, not a curated record
AACAUAUUAUUGGCGAUGAGGAUUAAGAAGAGGAUUAAGACAAGGAUCAAUACGGGAUCAAAGAGGACAUGCCGAACGGACUGGUUAGCACCUUACAUGCAGGUUUGGGUCGUUAGCGGCAGCUAGCUCAAAUUAUUAGCAAAGUCUGCGGGUGGAGGAGAGGAUUCAUUGACACACAAUGGCAAUGAUUGGCACGCUGGCACCUUUUGAUGCAAAAAAUCAGAAGUGGGAAGAAUACUGUGAGGUAUUGGAACAGUUUUUUGAGGCUAAUGAAAUUGAAAAUGGAGACAGACAAAGAGCCAUAUUAAUAAGUGUUGUGGGAUCAUCAACAUACAGCCUUAUGAAAAACCUCCUCAGUCCGGAUAAGCCCAAGGAUAAGACUUACACACAACUUGUGGAGCUGCUAAAAAAUCACUUUGACCCAAAGCCUAGUGAAAUUGUGCAAAGGUACAAGUUUGACUCCCGCAACCGUGAGCCCAAUGAGUUAGUAAUGGAAUACGUGGCUGAGCUGCGUCGGUUAGCGCAGGAUUGCAACUAUGGUAACACUUUGCAGCAGAGGUUGAGAGACAGGAUCGUCUGUGGAAUAAAUGAAGAUCGGAUUCAGAGACGACUCUUAUCAGAAGCGGAUUUAACAUUUGAAACAGCAUUAUCAAUUGCUGUGGCGUCAGAGACUGCAAAUAAAAAUGCACAGGAGAUACAAAGCCAAGGGGCCACAGCUAAAUGCUUCACAAUGGAUAAAAAGCCACAGGAGGCUUAUGCACACAGAGAACCUACCAAAGAGUGUUACAGAUGCAAGGGAACCCAGCAUGAAGCAGCAGACUAUUGA